Brassica napus (rape) is the source of this 1120-nucleotide messenger RNA. Its product is annotated as protein MAIN-LIKE 2-like. Gene Ontology annotation, biological process: meristem maintenance; meristem development. Bases 640 to 981 code for a protein of 113 amino acids. The record is from RefSeq and is a predicted model, not a curated record. The transcript has a single exon. Lineage: Eukaryota; Viridiplantae; Streptophyta; Magnoliopsida; Brassicales; Brassicaceae.
AUUUGACUGUAGAUACAUUGAUAUGUUUUAUGUUUUAUUCCUGGCACAAGCCCGAGAAAUAGAAGAUGGUAGAAGACCUUGCAGUUAUAAUACCAAUUUCAUCAUAUAUUAGAUAACAGGAAUUGCAUAACCUGAAACAUAUAACCUUAACAACAAUGAAAGGACUGAAUAUGACCGUUGAUACUCUUGUACAGUCAACAUUUUAACUUAUUGAGUAAGAAGAAAAUAGCAUUUGCUUCUUUGCCAAAAAAAGCAAGUGGUACGUUCAGUCUCCACCAUUUUUCUCUGCCUAUACAUUUGCUUUUUUCUUUCGCCAUUCAUAGCAAAACUGAUCAUGUCUUGACUUUCCAAAUCCCUAACUUUGCUUCUUCUUCUUCCUUCUUCUCCAUGUCCAACGCAUCAUCACUUCACGUCACUGAAGAGAGAGAAGAAGUCAUGUUUUCUGAGAAAGGUCACACCUUUAGCAAAGCCCACUUACUAAAACCCAUCGCUACCUCUUGUGAAGCCGUAGCCGAGCUUCCCCGUCAACGUCACUCUGUUUCAUCAUCUCCUACAGAGUUGCUAAACAGCUUGUCUUCAUGAGACUCCGUCUCUAGGUUUUGGGUUGCAGAGCGUCGUUUUGUCUCUUGGGUCGGAAAGAUGGAAGCUUUACACGAACCCACAUGGAGAAAAGCUGUGAUCUUUGAAGCAAUCAAGGCUUCCACUUACAACAUCACUAAGAACCCAUCUCUGCUUCUCUCUGUUUCUCAAAAAUGGUGUCCUGAAACGAACUCUUUCGUGUUCCCUUGGGGUGAAGCAACGAUAACUCUGGAGGAUGUCAUGGUGCUUCUUGGAUUCUCUGUUCUGGGCUCCCCUGUUUUGGAAUCUGUACACAGCUCCGAGAUGAGAGAUGCGGUGGAGAAGCUGGAGAAAUCAUGGCAAGAGAAGAAGGCUGGACAUGAUAUUGUGAGGGAAGGCCAUGGAUUUCAGCUUCAUGGGUAGAGGUGAUCUGGAGCAUGAAGCUUUCCUUGCAAUUAAGGAUGACAUGAGAGAAGGAACGCUGAACAGACGAAGGUUUCAACGCAACCGAAAGUUCUCCAUCGUCUUAUUCGCAAAGAAGAAGAUUUAGGCUGAUGUGGCA